AUGAUCCAUGGAAAUAAUGCCUCAUGGAAAGACAGUAGCCAAAGCUAUCAAGGAGAAUUCAUAUUAUUGGGAGUAGCUGACCGACCAUAUUUGGAGAUGUUGCUCUUUGGACUUGUUCUGACCUGCUACAUGAUGACCCUGUUGGGCAACAUUACUAUCAUUAUGGUAUCAAGAUUAGAUCCCCAUCUCCAUACCCCCAUGUAUUUCUUCCUCAGCAAUCUUUCCUUUCUUGAUCUUUGUUAUACCACCAGUCUUGGGCCCCAGAUGUUGGUGAAUUUCUGGAGAAAAAGCAAGACUAUCACUUAUGGUGCCUGCGUGGGUGAGCUCUACAUCUCUCUUGCUCUGGGCUCCACGGAAUGUAUUUUGUUAGCUGUCAUGGCCUAUGACCGCUAUGCCGCCAUCUAUCAUCCACUGCACUACACUACCAUUAUGAGCCAGUCUCUGUGUUUCACAAUGGCUGCUGUCUCCUGGGGAAGUGGCUUCAGCAAUUCAGUAGUUCAAACAGUUAUGACUUUUAGUCUUCCACGUUGUGGCCAGAACCAGAUAGACCAUUUUUUCUGUGAGCUACCAGCCUUAAUCAAAUUGGCCUGUGUGGACAUCUCUGUUAAUGAGGCAGAGAUCUUUGCCUCCAGUGUGGUGUUCCUUCUACUACCUCUGGGUCUCAUCACAGUAUCUUAUGGCUACAUUGGGGCUGCUGUGCUGAGGAUCCCCUCAGCUGAAGGUAAAAGAAAGGCUUUCAAAACCUGUUCCUCCCACUUAAUGGUGGUGUCACUCUUCUAUGGCUCAGCCAUCUCCAGUUAUCUCCAAUCUCCAUCCAAUUAUUCUGGUGACCAAGGCAAGAUGAUUUCCCUCUUCUAUACCUUUGUCACCACCAUGCUUAAUCCACUGAUCUAUACUUUAAGGAACAAAGAGAUUCAGAAAGCCAUCCAAAGAAUAAUAAAGAUCAAGAAUAAAGAAGAUCAAUAA
Molecule: messenger RNA, 966 nt
Organism: Pseudonaja textilis
Lineage: Eukaryota; Metazoa; Chordata; Lepidosauria; Squamata; Elapidae
Product: olfactory receptor 2G3-like
Biological process (GO): G protein-coupled receptor signaling pathway
Cellular component (GO): membrane
Molecular function (GO): G protein-coupled receptor activity; olfactory receptor activity
Source: RefSeq, a predicted model, not a curated record